Acanthochromis polyacanthus (spiny chromis) is the source of this 6811-nucleotide messenger RNA. RefSeq lists its product as uncharacterized. Gene Ontology annotation, biological process: positive regulation of Rho protein signal transduction. NCBI's taxonomy places the organism in Eukaryota, Metazoa, Chordata, Actinopteri, Pomacentridae. Gene Ontology annotation, molecular function: guanyl-nucleotide exchange factor activity. The transcript has 11 exons. Bases 799 to 4299 code for a protein of 1166 amino acids. The record is from RefSeq and is a predicted model, not a curated record.
AGUUCCCAAGGAGAAACCAAAGGAACGAGGUCGUGAAUCCGGGAUCCUCCGUUAAAAAAAAUAAAAAACCAAAACAGCACGAGGGGAGGAAGGAGGAUAAAAAAGACGGGGCGGAGCGGGUCGGUGUCGGUGCGGUGACCGAGCAGCGUGCACGGAUCCCGGGGUAGCGGUCUGCAGGAGCUCUGACGGUCCGGAUCCACCGAGAAGCGGGGCAUGUUCUGCGUGAUGUGAUGGAGGAGAAAGCGCCCUAAAGUAACUUUGAAGGCUAAUCUUCCUGGGACUGAAGGUGAACCAGCCCUCUGGUUUCCUUUUGGAUGCAGAAUAUCCACUUAGCCCGCUGCUCCAUCUGCAGCUCACAGUGGGAGCGAGGCGGAGAGGAGAGGCUUCCUGCUGAGGUUUCCUGAGCUCCAAACACGCACAGCGACCAACAAAACACAGCAACGCCUCCUCUCAUCCGUCUCUUUUUUUCCCCGUGAUGGUGACUCAGCGGCCAUCUGCUGCCCGGCAAGUCCUCUCCUGACUUAUUACCCUCGAUUUGUUUAUUAACGGGACGACACUGAUGCCUCUAUCUGCUCCACCUAUCUCCUCCUCUUCCUCACCUUCCUCCUCUUCGGUGGGCUGCUAUCAGCUCCGGGCCACGUCUGUCUGCUGGAAGCUCCAGACCGAUCUCUGAAGCCGGGAUCUGAGCCAACGACCGGCAGGAGGAGAGAGGCAGCGUAGAGGCUGGAUUAAAAUGGGGCUGCAGAUCUUGGUUCCAGCCGACUGCCAGUCCACCGGCCGCCCUCUCUGCCCACCGCCAUGCCAGACGUGAAGCCCCCCCCACCAUGUGACUACCCCUCCACCUCCACCGCUGCAGCCCCCGCCGGCUCCUCUCACCUGGACCUGGUCAUCCACAUGGAGCCCUGUAUCGCCAACCUGUCCCCCGACCCCCUGUCCUCCUUCCCCCGACACCGACCCGACCUGCCCCCCUACCCGGGACCGGUCUUCCCCCUCCUGGCCCGCUGUAGCAGCAGCACCCUGCUCUCUCACCUGGGCCUGAGGUGCUGCCCCGGCCAGCAGGGCCCUCUGGGGCUGUACUCGGGUCAGGGGUCGGUCCCUGGAUCCCACACUGGGAGCGGCGGCAGGAGGCCUUACAGGAGCAUGGAGAACCUGAACUGGAGCGCUGUGGUGGAUCCUGGCCUGUGCACGCUCAGCGCUGCCCCCUACAGGAGCGUGGACAGUGAGUUUAUUCUACGCUAUGCCUCCUCCAGCCACUGGUACGACGGGCCUCCGGAUGGAGCUCUGGUUGGGCCUCACUCUCCGGAGAGUCUGGCCUUUUACCCUCGACUGCCCAGGAAGGACCUGCCGCUCUUCCCUCAGCUGCUGCUUCCUGGUGGUGUCGACGAAUGGGAUGCACGAAAGGGCCUGAGGGAGAAGCUCCGCCUCCAGAGUGCCAGGUCAGCCGUGGAGCCUCUGAAGCCCCUCCCACUGCGGCCUCAGGUGACUCUAGAGAGCAUGCAUAAUGGGAAUAACGGGGCCAGACCGCCGUGCACGAUGCGCAUCACCAGCCCAGAGGAGAUCAAGCAGGAGGUUUUGAGGCGCUUGCAGCUCCGGAGGCAGAAUAGUAGCCCCAACCUCGCUCUCCACAGCUCCCCGUGCAUCCCGACAGCAGUAAGAACAUCCUUCACGACUGACAGCAUCGCAGGAAACAAGAAGGAACCAGACUCUGCAUCAGAGCACCGUAGACCUCCUGUGGGACGUUUGCACAUCCCGACGUUUGAGGAGUUUAAGAAGAUGAGGCAGAGGGACGGGAGUCUAGAGACCACCACGGGAAAACCUGACAGAUCAGACAAAAGGACCGAGUGGACCUCUCAGCUGGGUUCGAGUGGAGAGCAGAGAGGAGAUCCUGAGGAGGUGGAGGGAGGAGAAAGGACUGGCAGCAGUGAUGAAGGGCUGCAGACCUCCUCAGAGAUACUGGCCUCCAACACCAUGAGCACCACCAGCGCUGCUUCUCCCUCCUCCACCUCGGUUUCUUCGGCCUACUCCCCCAUCCGGACCGGACCGUCCCCACGCUCACCGCUGCAGCCACAGGCCAGCUCGGCCCAGGACAAAGCCUCUGUUGUAGGAGGAGACGACGGAGGCGCCAGGCGUCGGAGGAGCAGUCUGGAACCGGCCGGGUCGGUUCCAUUCCCGCCCGGCAGGGAGAACUGGGAACGUCCCUCCAGCUGCUGCCCGGCGCUGCUCCUGGAGGGAACCGACCUGUCCAGCUACGGAGCCAAGAUCUACAAGAUGAAGGACGGGCUCAUCGGCUCGGCACUGGACCUCAUCAAGAAGAGCUGCAGUGCAGAGAUCUCUGCCGAGGCCCCCGUCAGGCUGUCAGGUGACCGGGACGGAGGCUGUGACAUCACCACCUCCUCGACCGACUGUCAGCCCUCCGCCGUUGCCAUGGCAACGUCGGCAACGGCCUGCGGAGCCGAGGCUGGCGACGAGGCGCCUGCAGGAGAAGGAGGUGGUGAAGGAGAGGAAACAGCAGAAUGCCUCUCCAGCCUGGGCUGCCGGCGCUCCAGCUUGGAUGCAGCCUAUGAGCUGGCGGAGACGGUGAGAGCCCAGCGUGAGUGCCGCCUCCGGCCCCACUACAGCGACCCCAUGCCGGCCGACGCCUCCAAACGCAAACAGCUGGAGAUGAAGAUCGCUGCCGCCGCCCGGCUGCACAGCCACCGCCGAGACCGAGACCGGGACCGAGACAGCGCUCCAGCAGCGAUCCGGGGCCGAUCAGAGCCUCCAGGUGAGGAGCGCCAGGCGGUUCUGGGCGUGACUCGGUCCGGGCAGCACCGCUGGAGCACCAUCAGCAGCCUGAGCGCUGACAGCGGGGUGGUGGGUCUCAGCGAUGAGCGGGACGAGGAGGACAGCGAGCCUCGGCGCUACCGCCGGAGCCGGGGAGCCGAGGUGGAGCGAGUGGACAGUGGCAUCGGUCCAGGUCUGUCCCGCACCUGGAAGAGACCAUCGGCCUCCUUGAGAGCCUGGGAGGCCCAGAGACCCUGUCCAGACUGCGGGCUGAGGGACGGAGCCUCCAAGGAGCGAGGAGAGCGGAUGUGUGAACGCUGCUCCAAGCUGAGGACGGAGCGAAAGGAAGCUAUCCUGGAGUUUCUGAACACAGAGUCGAGCUACGGCGAAGACCUGCGGAUCAUCAAGGAAGAGUUCUACUGUCCCAUGCAGAGUGCCGGGCUGCUGACGGCCGAGCAGCUGCUGGUGGUGUUCGGGAACGUCCAGGAGCUGAUCGAUGUCAACGACCGCUUCACCGAACACCUGCAGGACAGCAUCGACCAGGCCUUCGACCAGGGCGAUGAGGAUCUUCUGACAGUCUACAUCGGAGAGAUCUUCCUGGAGUUCGUGAACAUGCUGCCUGCCUUCCAGACCUACUGCCUGCAGCAGUCCACCUCGGUCAACAUGCUCAACACGCUGGAGAAGGAGAAAGAACUGCUCAGAAUCUUCCUGGAUGUUUCCCAGAAUGACAACACGGCACUGCGACGUAUGAACUUGCGCUCCUUCCUCAUGGCACCUCUCCAACGCGUGACCAAAUACCCACUUCUACUGAGCCGCAUCAUUAAGGUCACUCCCGAGUGUCACCCUGACUACUCGCGUCUCCGUGAGGCCAAGAGUCGGGUCGAAUCCCAUCUAGAGCACAUCAACAUGAAGACCAAGCAGGAGGGCAACGGCGUCUCCUGGUCCCUGCGCUCGUUCCGUCGCGACAGCCGCAAGAACCGGGAGGUGAUCAACAUCGAGAUGAGGGAGGUGUCGAUGAAGACGGUGGGCUGGGCGAGGGAAAACACGAGAUUCGUAAUGGAAGGACCGCUGCAGUUGUCCCAACCGGCAGAUGGGCAGUGGGUGAAGAAGGGCAGCAAGGCCCUCAAGUUCCAGAACGUCCAGAGUCUGCUGAUGGUGAGGACACAACGAUCCAGCGAAGCCCCCACACAGGGCACCGACUCAGCGGCACGAGGGGAUCAGGUGGAAGGUGGCGGAGAGAGCAUUCGAGACGGAGUGCUGGUUCUAAUCAAGGACAAGAGCAGCGGGAAGUUUGCGGUGCUUCGAGAGCCCAUCCGUCUGGGGAACUGUGUGGUGUCGACGGAUCCGGACAGCGAGGACACAUUCGAGGUGCUCGAUAUUCGGCGGGAAUCUUUCGUUUUCCGUGCCUCGGACAAAUCCCGUACCCAGCAGUGGUUCCAUCAGAUCAAGAGAUACGCCCGUGACUUAGGCACCUGGAGGAAAAGACGUAAUGCUUUACCCAACAUCAUGAUCAACACAAACCAGACGCGCUCUUGAGACUAGCCACGUUUGUUGCACUGUAAAUACCCUGAAUCCUUCUACUGCAAAAAUCAACUGAAGCAUUUCUGAGUGACGCCACUGUUAUAACUUGUUAGAUUUCAGUAAAAAAAAAAAAAGAAAAUCUUUCUCAAAGUCUCGUGAGAGUAAGAGAAAGAUGAAGCACUUUUUUCUUACAAAGCUCUAAGUGCGCCAUACUGUCAUAAAAUAUGUAUGUAGAUUUAAUUUUAAGCCGUUACAUUUCCAAAAAAUGAAAUCACAAUCUUGGGACGACCAAAAACCUUGGGCUGUGCUUGUCAGCCUUGAUUGUAAAGACUGUUGGAGAAAAAGAGCUGCGUUUUCAGUAAAUCAAGUGUGUCUGUUGGAAAGCAUGACUGACUGCAAAAAGAAAAAUUGUAAUGUCAUUUUUUAUACAAGACAGCGGGGGCUAAAAACAUUUGUUUCUGAAAAGGUGGAGAUGUCGACAAGAGCAUUGUUCAUUCAGUGGUUUUCUGUUUGUUGUCACUGCCCUUCCCUGUCUGUGUGCUGCCCUCUAGUGGCGGUACAACGACCUUCACUGCCGGAGAUGCAGUGGAGCAGAAGCCUCUCCAGCAGGCUUGAACAGACCUCCAGUGUCACUGUGUUUUAAAUGGGAUCUUCACAAAACAGCAAUAAUCUCUGCCAGUUUUUCAAAAAUAAGUAGCUACUGUAUAUGCAUUUAAUUUUCAAGGAUUUCUUUUUUGGCAUUCAGGUGGUAAUCCUGCUUCAAUGAGCACUGUGUUACUGAGUUUUACAGUAUGUGGCGGAUUCAGCUGGAAUCUGAUUAUGUUGGCAUGAAUACAGCUUUCCUUCAUUUCCCUAACACACAGGAAGUCGUGAGAAUUAAGAUAAUCUUCGUGCCAUGGGAGCAAUUUGUGAUAAGUCUAGUCAGUCUGCUUUGUGUUAACAUCAUGUCAAACACUACAGCCUCCUUCACUGUGUGUCGGCAGCAGAGUUUUUCAACCUUCAAGAUUUUAUUUGUUUAUGGCGCAGCGAAAAUCUAAUUUUUUCCAUUAUCAACAUGUCCAUACGGUAUUUUUUACUUGCUAGGAGACUAUCAUGAGUUAAACGAGCAGUUAGCACCACAGCUGAGCAUUUAAACCUUGAAACUAAAGAAUCCUGAUGACAGAGCUGAAAAUUUUCAGGGCUUCAUAACAAACCUAAGAAACCAAUCCUGGAUUCACUGUAGCAUCAUUCCUCUUCAGAAUCAGUCAUCGCUGGAUUAUUCCAGGAUUACAACUUUCCAUUGUGUAGCGUAGGGGAGCUGGUGUGCAAGAGCUGCAGCAAACAGUAGAGUUACAAUCGAGCCAUUUUAAGACAUUAAUUAUUUUAGUGGAAAAAAAACCCAUCUAAAUAUGUAACCUUGAUACACAGACACACUUCGACUGUAAAGGACUUUGGUUGCACAAAUUACUUUUUUUCUCUAAAUUUAUGCAACCAAAACUUAAAUUGAAUUGAUUUCAAAUCACAUAAUAGAAAAGCAGCCAAUGUUUGGCUAUUUUAGAAAACAGACUUAAACAAAAAAGUGACAGGAGUGCUGUUAAAGUCACUGAAACCACCAGAGCUCUUGGACAGAAGAAUUACAGCAUAAAAAUUCAGUUCUGGGCUCUUAAAGUCGGUUUGAAAUGUAAAAGACCUCUACUGAAGUGAGUUAGAAACAUGCCAUGUGUUUUGGCUGUAAUUCUUCUGCCAUGAUCGGAAUUGUUUGUACGGCGAUUAAUCUACUCAUUUACUAUUUAAACACUGUCUGUUUGCCUUAAAGAACUGAGUUAACUUGGUCUAAAGUGUCACCAUUUCUGUACAAUCCCUCCCUCUUCCCAUGGACAUGUGUAUUUUAUUUUGAAAUCUAAAGGUUGAAAAAUUCUGCCGACUUGACAAACUUGCCUCAAAACAAGCAUCCCAACCAUGUUACGGUGACACAGUGGUACCUGUGUUCUUACGCGAGCUAGCGAUGAGCUGUUGUGCCUUGGUACUCGAUUACUGUUAACCUGACUGAAAUAUCUGCAAUCUGUCACAGUAGCAUUCACCUCUGAAUCCAGACUGAGCUCAAUUUACAGGCAAUAGAACUAUUCCUCUCUUAUUUUAGCACGUUCUUUCUACUUCAUUGUGUUUUUUUUUUUUAUGAAGGCUUUAUUUUGUUUGAUGCACUUUAUUAUAAUUCAGUAAUCGAAUACUCUCCAGCUGGUAAAACAUCUUAACGUUGAGUUUGUUCACAGCCUGACUGAUCCUGAAACCAAAUCCACUCUUUCUGACCAACGCUGUUCUGUUAGCGCUGAAGCGAAUCACUGUGUUUUGGAGGGCAGGGCUGUUAAAACCACACCAAUACUCACCCGGACGCAGUUUCAGAUUAACAAUUUCAACAUGUAAUAAAAAGAAAACAUCCUGCUAGGUUGCAAAGUUUUUCUUUACUUUUAAUCAUUUGCGUUUGAAAGACCUGCUGUAUUAUUUCCCCCGUGUAAUAUAUUGUGAAUUAUAUUAAAAGAUUUUAAACACA